AUGGUCUCUCUGUGGAAUAUUUAUUUUCUCUUGCCUCUCUCUUUGCCUCACUCGCUUCGUGCCAUAGCGUUAACUGGAGAAAAUGUGAAAGAAACACAACAGCCAGACAGUGACAAGGCAGGGCAGUUUCUGAAACAGCUCUCGAGUAGACCUUAUGUACCCGGCGGUUCAGCACCAAGUGACCCCAUGAUUGCACCCGAGGAUGAUGACUUCCUGGGUUCCCCUUUAAGUUGGUCCUUAUCAUCAUCUGAGGACACAGACAGACAAGGUGUGAUUGGUGAAUAUGGCGAUUUACUGGAGAGCGCUGAGACAUCUCUUUUCUUUCCUAAUGAGAAGGGACCCAUACCCAGACCCACAAAGGGUGCUACAGUAGAUACUGCCUCCACAGAGAGAAUGCAAACAAUGAAGUCCUCAUCAGCAAGUGUACCACCCAAGCUUACCCAUGAACAAACAUUAAAGAAUCAGCCAACUGAGACCAACACCGCAUCAGUUUUGUAUCCUAGAGAGUCUGGAGAGAAUCAGCCAACAUUCCCAGGCUUUCAAAAUCAGAUGACUGAUACUCACUUACCCUUUCUUCUCCCUGGCUCACUCCCAUCACACACAUCAGACCAGAACUCAACUUCAUCACUGCCCACUGGACCGGGGCCAGACACUCUUGGAUGGACCACAGGCAUUUCUGUUACCACAAAGGGAAACAGAGAUGGAUUCAUUGAUAUUACAGAUCUUAUUUUACAGAGAGAAACUGCCAGCAUGGAGGCAAAAGAAGAUGACUCCAAGAAUGAUUCAAAAGCCAGAAGCCCAAGCCGGCUAGAUGGUAACAUGGACACAAUUGCCACAACCUGCAAAACAUUAAAUCAUUCCUGGACACCUACCUACCCAGAGGAUUUUACUCACAACAAGCCUCUGCACCCCUUUCUGGCUCUCACCCCUUCAUUUUUGGUCCCUUUGUAUUCAGACUGGAACUCUGCCCUGGCUACGUGGGGAUUUGCAUGGGAAGCACAUAUCUAUGGCCUGGGCUCUGUCUUCACUGUAUUUGGCCUAAUCUCUGUAGUCUGCCUGUUAGGGCUGCCCCUGAGGUGUCCCCCAGGAAGCCCCUACUUCACAAUGCUGCACUUGUUCAUUUUGGCAUUUGCAGGGAUCCAAGCUUUCUGUUUGCUUUACGAUGCUUACAGUUACCAAGAUCGCCUUUCCCCUGUUGUCUCUCUGCUGCUCUCCGAACUGCCAUUGCCAUGUUUGAUCUCAGCAUUUUCCCUGGCCUUCCUCCUUCUUUCCUUUCGUUCAUGCAAGCAUCUUUCACUUUCACCUGUUAUUUCUGCCUCCUUCUCAGCCUUGCCAAAGCCUUGCUUGUUGCUAUGUUUGGCCCUGUCACAUUUUAUUAUCUCUUUGGGAUGUUUUGGGAUUUUUCAGCUCUUUCACAGCCUCCCGACUGUCAUCCUGCUCUUUCCUCAGGGUGUGUUCGUAUGUCUCACCACCUUUCUCUCAUGCUCAUACCUCAUCUUCUACUGCUUGACACAAGUCAACAGUAGAAACAUUUACAGGUUAAAUGACAAUGGAGAGAGUGGAGGAUCUCCUGAGGUGAUGCGACCUGCAAUUUGCCCCUUUGCUAGUGUGAAGGACUGGGGAAGGGCAGCAGGAGCUGGAGUAGGAACGUCUUUGUGUUUGUUAGGGUGUGGAGGUCUUCAGCUUUAUGGGAUCCUGCAUGCCCUUGGUUUGGGUGGGGUUGAUGGCCAUGGGUUUCAGCCUUGGCCAUGGUGGGGCUACCAAGUAGGCUGCAGACUCUGUGAGAUUGGGGUCUGCCUAGGUUUGUCUGUCAUUGGCACACAUCCUCUAUUCUGUAGCAACUCUAACAAGACCAUAGCACAUCCUAGACCAGGAUCUUGGUCCCGUCUAUCCGGUGGCUCUCCUUCACGAAUGCUCACCAUAACCUCUCAGGAUGGUGCAAAUUCCCCCGUCCUUUCCCAGGGUAAGCAAGAAAAGCUGGUGGCCUGUGAUGUUGUAGCCAAGGAGCAGUCAGAGGUUCUUCCUCUUUACUCAAUUGUGGAGUCUCCUGGAAAUAUACCAGACUGUGAUCACAAACCCAGCCAAAGCAAAACUGUACUACCUCUCCCCAUACCCCCAAACCCACCGCAUAAACCUACAGCCUCACCUGAGACUCGCCUGUCAUCACUGGAUCAUUUAAGUCUCGAGACUGACUCAACUGUGGAUCUGCGGCCUCCAUCUCCCAUAGACUUGUCGCGCAGCAUCGACCAAGCUCUGUUCAGCGAAUCCCUGUUUUCUCAUAGUAUCUUUGGUUUCCCAAGACUCAUACCUGCUUCCUCAAGCCUUUCCUUGAGCUCCCCAAGCCAAGGUACAUCAAAGCAAGGGCCCAGCUCUGUGGGAAAUACCCUUUACCGAACUUCUUCUUGUGGAGAUGUAGAUCAAGAGAACACCUUGUCCAACUCCAGGUAUUCCCAACCUCAAGGCUGUAUGACAGCUCGUAGAAAUCAACCAUUAUCACCAGACCAAUGUGAUUGGAAAGGGAGUGUUACUGGUUCAACCCAGGGCCUUUGCAGCCAUUCCAAAGAAACAGGAAAGCUGCGAUCACAUUCAUGGGCCAACAGAGGGCAAAAUUUUACUCAGAGCAGCCUCCCACGUGCAAUCCCCCACCUGCCAUACCACAGACGUUACCGAACCCUGAGCUUAGCUUCCCAGGACAGUCGGGGGUCUGGCCGAUUGGCAGGAACUAAACACCUGAGUGAAAGCAAACAGCUGGAAUGGGAUAUGGCUGUACAAGCAGAGUUUGUCAGUGUGUGCAAACAAAUUGAUGCACUGAGUGUUUGCAGUGACACCAUUGAAUUGUAGAAAGCUAAAAAACAAAAUAAAACUGGGUGUAACUGGAAUACAAAUUGUGUAGAUUUAAGUCUAUUUAGGUUAAAUGGGGGAAUUAAACCAUAGUCUAUAUGUCAAAAACGUUAUAUAGACCUAAAAUAUGAGCCAAUAUUUUUUGUAAAUACUGUACUGUUGAUAUUGUAUAUUCAAACAAAAAAAGUUUAUAAGACUGUCUUCAUUAUGCUGUUUUCAGCAACCUAUUUCUUCCUUGCAGUAUUGCUUUAUUUGAGCAACAUUAUAAUUUUAGA
Molecule: messenger RNA, 3116 nt
Organism: Haplochromis burtoni (Burton's mouthbrooder)
Lineage: Eukaryota; Metazoa; Chordata; Actinopteri; Cichliformes; Cichlidae
Gene: prrt4a
Product: proline rich transmembrane protein 4a
Exons: 2
Coding region: 1-2841 (946 amino acids)
Source: RefSeq, a predicted model, not a curated record